UGCAAGGUUAGACCAAUUGGGUUAGACCGUUAGUGCUGUUAUGAUGGAGGAAGAAUGAAAGUUUGCUCACGCUGCUCUUGUUUUGGUUUGCAUCGUGUUUUACUUUAGCUAGCCGAUUAGCUUACUGAAGCCCAGCCAUGUCUGCCAUGUGGCGGCGGCUGCAGGUGAAGGUGGGGCCGGCUCGUGGAUUAAUCACCUCCACACAGGUGACACGUCGAUCCACGUGGCUGAACGGACAUCUGUCUCUGUGUCAAAGCUUUAGCACCGGCACAUCUCUACGAAAUGACUUCUUCAAAGAUCUGGAGACCCAUAUGGAAGCUAUGCGGAAGAAGGCGAUGGACGCGCUUCCAGGGAGCAGCUGGACUCCUCUGGAGAUCAACCCCAACCUUCCUCCAGAGAGGGCGGAUAUCGUGAUCGUCGGAGGCGGGGUGGUGGGCUGGUCCAUCGCCUACUGGCUGAAACAGAAGGAGGCCUUUUCCUCCUCUUAUUCAUAAACUGCUCCCCCUGACUGUUCGCAGUACUCCCAGGCCUCCACAGUGCUAUCUGGUGGGGGGAUCCGACAGCAGUUCUCCCUGCCGGAGAACAUCCACCUCUCCCUGGCCUCUGCCGACUUCCUGAGGAACAUCAAUGAGCAUCUCGGCGUGUUGAACGAAGACCCCAUAGACCUGCAGUUUAACCAAUCUGGAUACCUCUUCCUGGCCAGUGAGGCGGUGGCUCACAUCAUGGAGGAGAACUACAGCACCCAAAGGUACGCUGGAGCCAAAGUGUCUCUCCUGUCUCCGACACAACUGAAGGAGAAGUUUCCGUGGGUAAACACAGAGGGUGUGGUUCUUGCUUCAUACGGGCUGGAGAAUGAGGGCUGGUUUGACCCAUGGUCUCUGCUGAACGCCUUUAAGAGGAAGGCCAUCUCCAUGGGAGCCAUUCAGUGCUGUGGGGAAGUGCAGAUGCCAAACAGCCUGGAGUACCAGCCAGUGGAGUGCGCUAUUGUGGUGAAUGCAGCAGGAGCCUUUUCUGGUAAACUGACCGAGAUGCUGGGAAUUGGCUUUGGCCCCAAGCAGUCCAUCGCUGGAAUCCCACUGCCUGUUGAGCCACGGAAAAGACUACAGAUAAAAAUGAAUCUAAGUAGGAUACAAGCGGCAGAGCCAGACGUCAGUAAUCUAGAGGUGGACCACAGUUUCUUUCAGGAGAACGUCUGGCCUCAUUUGGCCUUUCGAGUUCCUGCUUUCGAGAAACUUAAGGUGACCAGUGCCUGGGCAGGUUUCUAUGACUACAACACCUUUGACCAGAACGCCAUCAUCGGUACGCACCCCCUGAUCAACAACAUGUACUUCGCCACGGGCUUCAGCGGCCAUGGCCUGCAGCACUCGCCUGCAGUGGGUCGCGCUGUGGCGGAGCUGAUUCUGGACGGAAACUAUAAAACGCUGGACCUGAGCGGCUUCAGUUUCAACCGGAUUCUGACGCAGGAACCAAAGCUGGAGACGAACAUCGUGUAGCUGAGCCGAACCCUCAUAUCAUAUCUUUCACAUCCUGCCGAAGCCAAAUUAUU
Molecule: messenger RNA, 1546 nt
Organism: Neolamprologus brichardi
Lineage: Eukaryota; Metazoa; Chordata; Actinopteri; Cichliformes; Cichlidae
Source: RefSeq, a predicted model, not a curated record